AUGUAUUUCUUGGCAAAAUUGCCUGUACUAACCGUGGAAACCAUAGAAGCAAAGAAGAUUAACGAAGAUGAGAUGCUAGUGUCGUCUUCAAAAGCGAGCGAAUAUCUUGCUCAGCCGAAGUUACCGGUGCCUCGAUUCGUCUUCCAAUUAAUGCUACUUGGAGGAGUCCUGCUCUAUUCAUCGUACACCAUCUUGGUCCAUCUUUGUGAAAUCGACGGUCGUGUUCCUUUCAGCAAUGCAGCAGCUGUUCUUGUCAUCGAAGUUUUAAAGUUAUUCCUCUCCAUUGGAAUGUUUUUGAUGGAGGUGAGGCGUGAACAACAGCAAUCGUUGACCUUGGCGACUCACUAUCUGGCUUUCUUGAGAACACGCCUGCGCAAGGAAUUUUCAGCGGAUGAUAAUGUCAAUACCAGCACCUCUGUCAACAUUAUAAGUCAAUUCUGGAUUGUUGCACCCUUCGCCGUUCCUGCUAUCCUCUAUACCGUGACCAACAACAUUGCCUUUUUCAUCCAAAUGGAAAUGGAUCCAGCCACCUACCAAGUUCUUGGAAAUUUCAAGAUCCUCAGUACGGCUGUUCUAUUUCGACUCAUAAUACGAAGGCCGAUAUCCUACCGACAGUGGUUCGCGUUAUUUCUUCUGCUCGUGGCGGGCAUCAUCAACGGAAUGACAAAUUAUGAUGAAUCCACCACCAACUCCUCCAGCGUGCUCCAUAUCACUCUCAGGGGUAUCAUAAUGAUCAGCAUUUACUGUACAGUCUCCGGUCUCGCCAGCGUCUACACCGAGUAUGUGCUCAAGAAACGUGUCCGUAUGAGCUUAAAUACUCAAAAUGCGACUCUGUACAUAUUUGGCACUAUAACCAAUGGCCUUCUCUACGUGUUUCAGGAGGCUAUCAUCACGGGAAGCUUUAAUAUGCUUCGAGGAUUUUCGGUUUACACGUGGAUCUUGGUUGGAACACAGGCAAUCAGCGGGAUUUUCAUAGGCUUCGUAAUGAAAUACGCCAGUAGCAUUCUUCGUCUUUUCGUAAUAUCGUCAGCCAUGAUCGUGACAACGGUGCUUUCAGUGCUCAUUUUCGGCCUUGUACUCAAAAUCAGCUUUCUCUUCUCUGCCGGACUUGUUGUCUGUGCAUUGAUACUCUACCACUAUUGA
Molecule: messenger RNA, 1143 nt
Organism: Echinococcus granulosus
Lineage: Eukaryota; Metazoa; Platyhelminthes; Cestoda; Cyclophyllidea; Taeniidae
Product: putative UDP-sugar transporter protein SLC35A4
Exons: 9
Coding region: 1-1143 (380 amino acids)
Biological process (GO): pyrimidine nucleotide-sugar transmembrane transport
Cellular component (GO): Golgi membrane
Molecular function (GO): pyrimidine nucleotide-sugar transmembrane transporter activity
Source: RefSeq, a predicted model, not a curated record